Molecule: messenger RNA, 1731 nt
Organism: Durio zibethinus
Lineage: Eukaryota; Viridiplantae; Streptophyta; Magnoliopsida; Malvales; Malvaceae
Product: WAT1-related protein At2g39510-like
Cellular component (GO): membrane
Molecular function (GO): transmembrane transporter activity
Source: RefSeq, a predicted model, not a curated record
UCUGUUAGUCUUGUAGUAUAUAAUUUUCUUUAAAAAAUGUUUGUAAGAAGACAUGCAGAAGCUGUAAUUUUGACAUGCAAAAAUAAAAAGUAAAGUGUAUAUAAGUACGUGCAUCAUCUGCUUCAUUCUGCAAAGACAUCUCUAUUUUUGUCACUGAGAAAUAAAGAGAGGAAAAAACAUGACCAUGAAGAUGAAGGCCUCAGCUAGCAUAUACAAUCAAGCUAUGCCAUAUAUGGCCAUGGUUUUUAUGAGGCUUGGCUCUGCAGGCUUGCCCAUCGUUGCCAAGUAUGCUCUUAAUAAGGGUAUGAGCCAACAUGUCUUGGUAGUUUACCGGUUUGCCAUUGCCACUCUUGUCCUUGCUCCUUUCGCCAUUGUUUUCGAUAGGAAAGUAAGGCCAAGGAUGACCUUGUCUGUCUUUCUUCAGAUACUGUUGCUGGGCUUAUUGGAGCCAGCAAUUGAUCAGAACUUAUACUAUACCGGGAUGAAGUAUACGACCGCAACUGUUGCAACAGCCUUGUGCAAUGUUCUUCCAGCCUUUGUAUUUUUGCUAGCUUGGGUUUGUAGGCUUGAGAAGGUUAACAUGAGGAAAAUGCAUUGUCAGGCGAAGAUUUUGGGGACUAUUGGAACUGUUGGAGGAGCAAUGAUUAUGACUAUGGUAAAUGGGCCAAUGUUGCCUUUGCCGUGGACAAAAGUCAACAAUCAGCACCAAUAUAAAAAUAUUGCAAUAACAACCAAGGAAGAUCACCUAAAGGGUGCUUCGAUGAUCCUUGUAGGCUGUGUCUGCUGGGCUUGUUUUGUCAUUCUUCAAGCGAUUACACUAAAAUCAUACCCUGCUGAGCUCUCCUUAACAACUUUAAUUUGCUUGAUGGGCACAAUUGAAGCUGCCAUUGUUGCCCUGGUAAUGGAAAAGGGCAAUGCUGCUGCUUGGUCCAUACACUGGGAUUCUAAACUCUUUGCUGCAGUUUACAGUGGAAUUAUCUGUUCUGGGGUUGCUUACUACAUAGCAGCAAUUGUAAUACAAGCCAAGGGACCUGUAUUUUUUGCUGCUUUUAAUCCUCUAACCAUGGUUAUCGUCGCGAUUAUGAGCUCCUUUAUCUUUUCUGAGAUAAUGUAUUUAGGAAGGGUUAUUGGAGCAAUCGUCAUUGUUGUUGGCCUCUACCUAGUUUUGUGGGGUAAGAGCAAGGAUCAGCUCUCAUCAGAUUCGGACACCAACAUUAAGGCAGCCCCGAGUAGUGAUGAGCAAAUGGCCACUACAAGUGAAACAGCGGGCACUUCCAAUCAAGAUUUUGUUCUUUUAGAUAUAAGCAGGGUGGAACCUGCUGAUGGUGAAUCUGUUAAAGAGAACCAUAAUCAAAUACCAUAAGAACAAAUAUAUAUUUUGAUUAAGCUUAAUCACUUCUAUUUGGCCUAGCCUUUGUUAUCCUCUUCAUCAUCAGAUUCAGGGUUGACGUUUUUAUCCAUUGUAUCAAAAUAAAAUUAAAAGAAAUAAAGAAGAAAAAAAAAAUCAACCAUUGAUGUUGUGGUUUUCUGAUGCGGAUUUCCAAUGACGAGUCCAAACGAACACGCAAAGAGAGACAAUGCAAAAUCUAAAUAAAAGUAGUGUUUUAUGUUGGAUUCUCGGUCACCCCCCAGUUGGUAUCACUUGUAUUUAUCAUUUGUAACUUUAUUAGGUGCAAAAACAGUGCUUUUAUUGCAAUCUAGGAAAGAAAUCUAUAAAUAGCAUAAAAGAAA